Molecule: messenger RNA, 969 nt
Organism: Lodderomyces beijingensis
Lineage: Eukaryota; Fungi; Ascomycota; Pichiomycetes; Serinales; Debaryomycetaceae
Source: the annotation of a GenBank genome assembly
AUGUCCAAGACAACUCUUGACUUGCCCUGGGUGGAGAAGUACCGGCCGCGGGUGCUAGAUGAUAUCGUAGGAAACCAAGAAACGAUCGAGCGGUUGAAAAUCAUUGCCAAGGACGGAAAUCUUCCGCACAUGAUAAUCUCGGGGUUGCCAGGUAUUGGGAAAACCACGUCUGUUCACUGUUUAGCAUAUGAGCUUCUAGGCAAUGAGUACUACCAUCUGGCUACUUUGGAGUUGAACGCCUCCGAUGACAGAGGUAUCGACGUUGUGCGGAACAAAAUCAAGCAAUUUGCCCAGACAAAGAUCCUGAUACCGGCCGGGCGCACCAAGAUCAUCAUAUUGGACGAGGCGGACUCGAUGACUCCCGGGGCCCAGCAGGCGUUGAGACGUACGAUGGAGAUAUAUUCAAACACCACGAGGUUUGUGUUUGCUUGCAACCAGUCGCUGAAAAUCAUCGAGCCGUUGCAGUCGCGUUGUGCCAUUCUUCGAUACAGCAAGUUGUCAGACGAGGAAGUUUUGGCGAGGUUGUUGGAGAUUAUCAAGGCGGAAGACGUGAAAUUCAACAACGAAGGGUUACAGGCGAUUAUCUUUAGUGCCGAAGGGGACAUGAGACAGGCGAUUAAUAACUUGCAAAGUACAGUUGCAGGGUUUGGUUUUGUCAACGACGUGAAUGUGUUCAAAAUUGUCGACCAGCCGCACCCUUUGGUGAUACAAAAGAUCUUGUCGAAUUGCUUGAAAAAGGAUAUCGAUUCCGCGUUGGAGUUGUUGGACAGUCUUUGGCACAAGGGCUACUCGGCAAUCGACAUUGUCACCCUGACAUUCAAAGUUGCUAAAACUAUUCCCAACGUCGAGGAAGCGAAAAGGCUUGACAUGAUCAAAGAGAUUGGGUUUGCGCAUAUGAGGGUGCUAGAAGGAGUCGGAAGCUACUUGCAAUUGAGUGGGAUGUAUGCUAAAAUUUGCGAUUUAUAUUGA